GAGAGCCUGUGUUUCCCCGUCACAGAGAACUGAACAGUGGGGAAGCUCAGGCUCGGGAUCCGCUACGUCAAACAGAUUAGUCAAAUAACCUCUCGGAGUAGGACAGACCUCCUCCUUGCUCGGAUGGACGCAUGGGCUGAGGAGGCGCACAGUCUGCACUGACAGAUACACAGGAAGCCCUUGGCCAAAAACACAAGUGCAAUACUUUUCUUUCUUUCUUUCCUUUCUUUUUUUUUUAAUUCACGGGGGGGCUGGGUUCAGACGGCUGGUGCUGAGCUCCGUGAGGCGUCUUCUUCUCAUCUCCCCCACCCCGGCGAGAAAUGGCGAAAGAAAACGGCGAGUCCGGCGACGGAUCAUGGAAAAAGCAUGUCGAUGAUAUCAAGAAAAUAUUUGACUUCAAGGAAGUCCUUGGGACUGGUGCAUUUUCUGAAGUGGUGAUGGCUCGAGAGAAGGCCACGGGAAAGAUGGUCGCAAUCAAGUGCAUCCCGAAAAAGGCGCUGAAGGGGAAGGAAACCAGCAUUGAAAACGAAAUUGCUGUGCUUAGAAAGAUAAAGCAUGAAAAUAUUGUGGCACUAGAGGACAUCUAUGAGAGCUCCAACCACCUGUACCUCAUAAUGCAGCUUGUGUCUGGAGGUGAACUCUUUGACCGCAUCGUAGAGAAGGGCUUCUACACAGAGAUGGACGCCAGCCGACUCAUCCGGCAAGUCCUGGAUGCAGUCAACUAUCUCCACUCGAUGGGCAUAGUACACAGAGACCUGAAGCCAGAGAAUCUGCUUUACUUCAGCCCACAUGAUGAGUCAAAGAUCAUGAUCAGCGACUUCGGCCUGUCGAAGAUGGAGGGAACGGGUGACGUGAUGGCCACUGCCUGUGGGACACCAGGUUACGUGGCUCCUGAGGUUUUAGCUCAGAAGCCCUACAGUAAAGCUGUGGACUGCUGGUCCAUUGGAGUCAUCGCUUAUAUUCUGCUCUGUGGUUACCCUCCUUUCUACGAUGAGAAUGACUCGAAGCUGUUUGAGCAGAUUCUCAAGGCAGACUACGAGUUUGAUGCACCAUACUGGGAUGACAUAUCAGACUCUGCCAAAGACUUCAUCAGCUGUCUAAUGGAGAAGGACCCAGAGAAGAGAUUCACAUGUGACCAGGCUCUUGAGCACCCCUGGAUUGCUGGAGACACAGCUCUGUGCAAGAACAUACAUGAAUCCGUCAGCCGACAGAUGAGGAAAAACUUUGCCAAAAGCAAAUGGAGGCAAGCCUUUAACGCCACAGCUGUGAUCCGCCACAUGAGGCGUCUGCAGCUUGGCACCAGCUUCGCUGGCAGCCUCCACAACUCCAACUCCCUGUCUGGCCCUCAGACCCGAGCUCCGGCCAAGAGCCAGUCUGUGGACUGCACCCCACUCUCCCUGAAGGACUGUCCUCCAAUUGCUCCUUUACCUCCUGCUGUUACUAAAGUGCACAAUCAGGAUUCUGAGUCUCCUUCCUCCGUUCGAGAGGAGCCAUCUGUGGUGGCAGAGCCUUCGCGACAGCAACCCUCCACUGUCACCGUCAUCCACACUGGGACUAAAUGACGCCAGGUUCCGCGGGAGGUAAGCUGGGAGACGACAGAGCUUUGAACUGGGACAAACACCAUCCCAGGUCUCAUGGUUCGACGUCAUCACCCAGUUUGAUCAUCCCGCCGCCUCCCAUCUCUUCUCUGCAACCUUGGGAGGAAUUUAUGGAGCAUUGAUUCAGCUCCAUUCACCCUGUCUCAGUGCACCAGUGCUUCCCUUUUCACUGUCAUCCAGACAUGGAAGUACAGAAGCGGGGAGGCUCCAAGUCUCACACCAAAAAGUUAUUGUUGAGGGGAAAAAAAGCAGCUGGUCUGGGAAGUGCCACACUAAAGGAACUCUGUACUGAAGCUGCUGUGUUUUGACUACAAGCGUCUUGAGAUGAGGUGCUCCACUGUAUGCCUUGUGUAAAUAUUCUGCCUGAAACUGUCGAGUGGAGUAAUGUUAUGCAAGUGAAACAUAAGCUUCAAGCAGUGGUAAAUAAUCAUGACAUCAUCUGCACUCUGAACCUCACAUCGUUUUGACAGCUCUCGUAAACUUGUUGUGAUAUUUGCCACACAGGGUCAAGACUCCCAACAGUAUGACAGUAUGUGUUAUUCUUUGCUUUAAGGUGUCUGGACAUGAAAUAUGAGCAGGAUAUGUGGGUGUGAUCACUGAGAGGGCCGGUGCAUUGCACUAAUGUAUUGGAUAAUUUAUUUUCUUACAAUAUAUUACAACUUUUCUAAGGAUAUCCCUUGGAAAAUAUGUAAAUGUGUAUUAGACUGGAUGCUGAAUGAUAAAAGACACAGUAUCUAAUAUUCUUUAAUUUCUGAUUUAUUUCAUUAAUUAAUAUUCAUUAAUUUUGACGUGACUGUGAAGUUCUCCUCGACCACAGGAGGGCAAUCACGUGUUGUCACUUUAUGACCAUUUCUCAGGGAUGUGCUUUAAUGUGAAACUAACCAAACCCCUUUCAGAGUGAUCAGAUGGAUGCUGGUGAUGGUGAUUGUGAAAAAGAAAAGGAAUACCUUUUAAAUACAGCACAUUCUGUUCUGUGCCAUUGGUGGAAAUUGUAUUGAAUGGGUUGUUUUCCUUUUUAAAUUGUGGAUUUUAUGGAUUAUGGACAUGAAGAAAAUGUUUAUGAGUGACUUGUCUGUGCAAAAACAAAACAAAAAAAACAUAAAAAACAUAAAAAUGCCUAAAUGACAGAUAAAUUAAUGCAAAUGUAUCUUGAUUCCAAUGGCUCCCAUUUGCAGGCUGAUUCAAAAUCACUAGUGUACAGUUUAGUGGUUGAAAUCUCAUCCUCUGCUUCUGCUCAUGAAGUGGCUGGUCUUAAAAACUGCUCACUCACUCUGUGUUUAAUCACUGUGCUUUCAUACCGGCCUGUUGAAUUUAGCAAAAAGUCUUUCUCUCUCUCCCUCUCUCACACAGGGAUGGAGAUCUGUCUUGUAUUUUCUCUGUGGUAGCUCUGUUUAAUUUUUCAUUUUAAAACAUUCAACGAGAAUGCGUCCGACACAGUGCUAUCUGCAAUUUUCCAAAAUAUUGCGGCAAGCCUCUUUUUACUGUAAAUACAAAUCUCAACCACUCA
This is a messenger RNA of Sphaeramia orbicularis (orbiculate cardinalfish), 3105 nucleotides long. It is a transcript of the gene camk1db, whose product is annotated as calcium/calmodulin-dependent protein kinase 1Db. The record is from RefSeq and is a predicted model, not a curated record. Bases 321 to 1562 code for a protein of 413 amino acids. Lineage: Eukaryota; Metazoa; Chordata; Actinopteri; Kurtiformes; Apogonidae. The transcript has 11 exons. Gene Ontology annotation, biological process: protein phosphorylation. Gene Ontology annotation, molecular function: ATP binding; protein kinase activity.